AAUAUCCUGGUAUGUUACCAGUAAUAAGAAAGCCCUUGUUCACGUAAUAUCUUAAGAAUGUUGUUUUGUCAGAAAGAAGGAGGUUUUCCUUAAAAAAAGAAAAGAAACCUUGAAUAUGAUUAAUAAAUAAUAUAGCAUCUGUCCAAAAACUCGAAGUAGCCCGAGUUCCUCCAUUAAGACAUUUUAUUUGGUAACGUUAAUUUUUAAAGAGCCAAUUUUAACAUUUUAAUGAUAUUUUGGGUUUUCUUGUAUCUAUUUUAUUACCACUAGGUGGAGCCCUGUGCAUACAAUUCAAGAAGGCAUUUCUGAAAGAUGAUUUACUUGUUUAAAAGCCAUAAACCUGAUACAUCAGAUGAUCAAAUAAUGUCUGUUUAUGAUGACCAACCAAAUGCACACAAGAAGUUUAUGGAAAAGUUAGAUGCUUGUAUCCGUAAUCAUGACAAGGAAAUUGAAAAGAUGUGUAAUUUUCAUCAUCAGGGUUUUGUAGAUGCUAUUACAGAACUCCUUAAAGUAAGGACUGAUGCAGAAAAACUGAAGGUACAAGUUACUGAUACCAACCGAAAAUUUCAAGAUGCUGGAAAGGAGGUGAUAGUCCAGACUGAAGAUAUUAUUCGAUGUAGAAUUCAGCAGAGGAAUAUUACAACAGUAGUAGAAAAAUUGCAGUUAUGUCUUCCAGUGCUGGAAAUGUACAGUAAGCUAAAAGAACAGAUGAGUGCAAAACGGUAUUAUUCUGCUCUAAAAACUAUGGAACAAUUAGAAAAUGUGUAUUUUCCCCGGGUUAGUCAAUACCGGUUUUGUCAGCUAAUGAUAGAAAAUCUUCCUAAACUCCGUGAGGAUAUUAAAGAAAUUUCCAUGUCUGAUCUCAAAGACUUUUUGGAAAGCAUUCGAAAACAUUCUGACAAAAUAGGUGAAACAGCAAUGAAACAGGCACAACAGCAGAAAACCUUCAGUGUUGCUUUGCAGAAGCAAAAUCGUGUACAAUUUGGGAAGAAUAUGCACUUCAAUGAUAGAAUUCCAGAAGAAAGGAAUGAAGUUGAAUUGAAACGUGCAUUUGAGGAAGAGGAUGAGAAUGAAGAAGAGGUCUUAACUGUUCAGGAUCUGGUUGAUUUUUCUCCUGUUUACCGAUGUUUACACAUUUAUUCUGUUUUGGGUGAUGAGGAAACAUUUGAAAAUUAUUACCGAAAACAAAGGAAGAAACAAGCAAGACUGGUAUUGCAGCCCCAGUCAAAUAUGCAUGAAACAGUUGAUGGCUAUAGAAGAUAUUUCACUCAAAUUGUAGGGUUCUUUGUGGUGGAAGAUCACAUUUUACAUGUGACCCAAGGAUUAGUAACCAGGGCAUACACUGAUGAACUUUGGAACAUGGCCCUCUCAAAGAUAAUUGCUGUCCUUAGAGCUCAUUCAUCUUAUUGUACUGAUCCUGAUCUUGUUCUGGAGCUGAAGAAUCUCAUUGUAUUAUUUGCAGAUACUUUGCAGGGUUAUGGUUUUCCAGUGAACCGACUUUUUGACCUUUUAUUUGAGAUAAGAGAUCAAUACAAUGAAACACUGCUUAAGAAAUGGGCUGGAGUUUUCAGGGACAUUUUUGAAGAAGAUAAUUAUAGCCCCAUCCCUAUUGUUAAUGAAGAAGAAUAUAAAGUAGUCAUCAGUAAAUUUCCCUUUCAAGAUCCAGACCUUGAAAAGCAAUCUUUCCCAAAGAAAUUUCCCAUGUCUCAGUCAGUGCCUCAUAUUUACAUUCAAGUUAAAGAAUUUAUUUAUGCUAGCCUUAAAUUUUCAGAGUCACUACACCGGAGCUCAACAGAAAUAGAUGAUAUGCUUAGAAAAUCUACAAAUCUGCUGCUGACCAGAACUUUGAGUAGCUGUUUACUGAACCUUAUUAGAAAACCUCAUAUAGGUUUGACAGAGCUGGUGCAGAUCAUCAUCAACACAACACACCUGGAACAAGCUUGCAGGUACCUGGAGGACUUUAUAACUAACAUCACAAACAUUUCUCAAGAGACUGUUCAUACCACAAGACUUUAUGGACUUUCUACUUUUAAGGAUGCCCGACAUGCAGCAGAAGGAGAAAUAUAUACCAAACUUAAUCAAAAAAUUGAUGAAUUUGUUCAGCUUGCUGAUUAUGACUGGACAAUGUCUGAGCCAGAUGGAAGAGCUAGUGGUUAUUUAAUGGAUCUUAUUAAUUUUUUAAGAAGCAUCUUUCAAGUGUUUACUCAUUUACCUGGGAAAGUUGCCCAGACUGCUUGUAUGUCAGCCUGCCAGCAUCUGUCAACAUCCUUAAUGCAGAUGCUAUUGGACAGUGAGUUAAAACAGAUAAGCAUGGGAGCCGUUCAGCAGUUUAACUUAGAUGUCAUACAGUGUGAAUUGUUUGCCAGCUCUGAGCCCGUGCCAGGAUUCCAGGGGGAUACCCUGCAGCUAGCAUUCAUUGACCUCAGACAACUCCUUGACCUGUUUAUGGUUUGGGAUUGGUCUACUUAUCUAGCUGAUUAUGGACAGCCUGCUUCUAAGUACCUUCGGGUGAAUCCAAACACAGCUCUUACUCUUUUGGAGAAGAUGAAGGAUACUAGCAAAAAGAACAACAUAUUUGCUCAGUUCAGGAAGAAUGAUCGAGACAAACAGAAGUUGAUAGAGACAGUCGUGAAACAGCUAAGAAGUUUGGUGAAUGGUAUGUCCCAGCACACCUAGACUUCGAUUGCACUCAGUGACACCAAAUCUGUGAUUCAACAUUGAUCUCUAACAGGCACAGGUCAUGAUACAGUAAUUUGGUUGCAGAAUUAAAAAAUGGAGUAGAAAAAAGACACUAAUGAGAGAUUAAACAAGAAACAAUAAAAAUAUCAUUUCUACGGAUUUUUAAAUAAUUGGAUACUAUUUUAUAUGUGGAAAAGGUGACAUUAAUUUUUUUCACUUUUAGGGAAAAAAGGUAAAACAUAUAAAUCAGGUCAAAAAUUGUAUAUGAAAUUGAUUGUAAAUACAUUAGAAAAACCUUAUAUGCCUCUACAUAUAAGUAUUUUUUUCUAUUCAGACUUGAAUGAUUUUUCUGGGUUCUUUUCAUCAGUAUCCAGUUUUGGAAUGCAAUCAUGUCUGAUACGGGAGUAUUUCACUGUCAUUUUGUGACUGUUAACUUUUAUUUUCAUCUCAAUAUGAUUUAAGUAGACUAAAUUUUCCAGUUCUGCAGAUUCGGCAGGGGGGUGGUAUACAAAUCUUUAAAGGUCCCUGAAAUCAAACUUGAUUUCUGUAAGAAUAUGAAUUAUUUGUUCUCCUUGGAUGGUUUAAUUUAAUGGUUCUGAAUAUGAAGAAAAGGUGUUUGGAUUUUCUUGAGAUGCAGUGUUGCUGUUGAGCAGGGUUAAUAUUUCUAACUAUAUUGUUUGUAGCUGACCCCAUUCUAGGAUUUAUUUGGUUUGGUUUGGUUCAAGUUAAAAGAGGGCAGGAACGAAGUGGGGUAAGCUCCUUGAGGUGCUGCUUGUGCUAGGGUAGAUAUGUUCCUACACACAGAAGUUGCCACAGGGCUCAGGUUCCUUUCUUCAGUAGCAGAUCUCAGUCAGUACCUGUCCGCGGUAUGGAAACAAGCCAAACCAAAUGAACUCUGGAAAAUCUAAAAUGAACGUACAUUUUCUUCUGUGUAAAUUACCACCAUGGUCCUAAUGAUAAUAUCAGUCUGAUCGCAACUUUCUUCUCAAUGUAUUUAUGCUGAAUAUUUCUUUUCCAUUUUCAGGAUUUAUGCCUGUAAGAAACUUAUACUUAACUCUGUAAAAUAAGUGUAAAGAAUUAUAUGUACAUUUCUUGAUUUUGUGAUGAAAUAUUAAAAAUGUUGAGCAAGUUGAAAAUGCA
Molecule: messenger RNA, 3819 nt
Organism: Felis catus (domestic cat)
Lineage: Eukaryota; Metazoa; Chordata; Mammalia; Carnivora; Felidae
Gene: EXOC6
Product: exocyst complex component 6
Exons: 22
Coding region: 313-2676 (787 amino acids)
Biological process (GO): exocytosis; intracellular protein transport; Golgi to plasma membrane transport
Cellular component (GO): exocyst; membrane
Source: RefSeq, a predicted model, not a curated record